Messenger RNA from Aegilops tauschii subsp. strangulata, 513 nucleotides. Lineage: Eukaryota; Viridiplantae; Streptophyta; Magnoliopsida; Poales; Poaceae. The record is from RefSeq and is a predicted model, not a curated record.
AUGGCCGACGAGGUGAAUCACGUCGACCCACCAGCUGUCGCCUGCCCCACGCCAAAGAAAAAUAAGCCUAUGAAGAAUCCUCGGUCGGAGCUCACGCCGGCGAAGAUCGCCAAGCUCAACACCGGAUCGGCCAAGAGGAGGGGCCGACAAACUAUUACGGCGGAGAAGAAGGCCUCCGCCGAGUACGCUGCUGGGAACUUUGGAGGAAAUGAUGAGAAAAAGGAUGCGAGGGAGGAGAGGAAGACCAAAGGGAAGGAUGAGCAAAUGAAGAUAUAUCUAGAUCUUCAAACGAAGAAGCUUGACAUGGAGGAGGCCAUGAAGAGGAGGAAGCUUGACAUCGAAGAGGCCACUCAACUCAAGAAGCUAGAGAUCGAGGCCACCCAUGCCGACACAAAAGCCAAGGAGGUGGCACUCGCGUUGAUGAGCGUCGACAAGAACAACAUGUCACUGGAGAGGAAGGCUUCAUUCGCGAACCGGCAGAAGGAGAUGUUCGCCCGCGACGGCCUGAACUAG